Messenger RNA from Colletotrichum spaethianum, 1251 nucleotides. RefSeq names its product metacaspase-1. The record is from RefSeq and is a predicted model, not a curated record. The transcript has 7 exons. Gene Ontology annotation, biological process: proteolysis. Gene Ontology annotation, molecular function: cysteine-type endopeptidase activity. Bases 1 to 1251 code for a protein of 416 amino acids. Lineage: Eukaryota; Fungi; Ascomycota; Sordariomycetes; Glomerellales; Glomerellaceae.
AUGUCAGGAUACCCAGGUCAAUAUGGAGGAUACCAAGGCGGCCCCCCACCGCAGCAACAAUACGCGCCUUCUGGCAGCUACUAUCCUCCACCGCAGCAAGGAUAUAAUGGAUACCCCCCCGCAGGAUCGGGAUACGGCUACCAACAGCCGUCGCCUCAACCCUAUGGUUACAACCAGCAAUACGGCGGGUACCAGCAGCCUCCGCAGCCCAAUUACAACAACCGCCCAGGAGUGCCGACAGUGAAUUCGAAUGCGUACAUGCACGGAAAUAACCACGCUCCUCCUCCGCCGCCGUCCGCUCCGCAGCAAUUCGGACAUGGCGCGCCCAACGGAUAUGCCUUUCAGUACUCCAACUGCACAGGUCGGAGAAAGGCACUGCUGAUUGGAAUCAACUACUUUGGCCAGCGCGGCCAACUGCGCGGAUGCAUCAACGAUGUCAAAAACAUGUCGGCAUACCUGGUUGACCGUUUUGGAUAUAAGCGGGAGGACAUGGUCAUUCUUACUGAUGACCAGCAAAACCCAAUGAGCCAGCCUACAAAACAGAACCUUCUGAGAGCCAUGCACUGGCUGGUCAAGGACGCGAGACCCAACGACUCUCUCUUCUUUCACUACUCAGGCCAUGGCGGGCAAACAAAGGAUCUCGACGGCGACGAGCCUGAUGGGUAUGACGAAGUCAUAUAUCCUGUGGACUUCCGCCAAACCGGUCAUAUCACGGACGACGAGAUGCACAGGAUCAUGGUGAAGCCUCUACAGGCUGGCGUGAGACUCACCGCCAUUUUCGAUUCUUGCCAUUCGGGUACUGCUCUCGAUCUGCCUUACAUUUACUCAACCCAAGGCAUUCUCAAAGAACCCAACCUUGCCAAGGAGGCUGGCCAAGGACUUCUCGGCGUCAUUUCGUCAUACAGUCAAGGCGACCUUGGCGGUGUUGCAAGCAAUAUUAUGGGCUUUUUCAAGAAGGCCACCACCGGCGAUGAUGCAUACAACCGCACAAUGGCUACCAAGACAUCACCUGCCGACGUAAUCAUGCUGUCUGGAAGCAAAGACGACCAAACUUCGGCCGAUGCAACGAUCGCUGCUCAAGCCACCGGCGCAAUGUCGUGGGCUUUCAUCACCGCUCUCAAGAAGAACCCCCAGCAGAGUUACGUGCAACUCCUCAAUAGCAUCCGAGACGAACUUGCGACUCGUUACACGCAGAAGCCUCAGCUGUCAUGCAGCCACCCUUUGAAUACCAACCUCCUAUUCAUCGUAUAA